AAAAUUUAAAAAAAUAGUAGUAAGAAGGAAGAAAGAAAGUAACCUAUUGUACUUUCGCGCUAACACGCGAUCCAUCCAGAAGUCUCCGUCUACCGGAAUCUCUCCAUCUUAUAAACUCUGCAAACGGAUCGAAUCUCAAACCGCCAAUUUGUCCAACCUCCGAUCUUUCUCGAUCAUUUUGCCGUCCGCCAAACAUCUUUGAUUAAAGCUUUGUUUCUCUGUUAUCCUUGGAUUUGUACUUGGCGUUUCGAAGAUGUGGAACCAGCCGCCGUUUAGGAAGACUGAUGUGGAGUCCGGAUCCACGCCGCUGUACCCGAUGAUGGUCGAGAGCCCGCAGCUCCGAUGGGCGUUCAUUCGGAAGAUCUACUCCAUCAUUACCAUCCAACUGCUCGCCACCAUUGCCGUCGCGGCUACUGUUGUUUAUGUUCGCCCGAUUUCUACAUUCUUUGCGACUACUGGGGCAGGCCUGGCUUUGUACAUCCUUCUCAUCAUUACGCCUUUUAUAAUGUUGUUCCCGCUCUACUAUUACUAUCAGAAGCACCCGGUAAAUUUGAUUCUCCUGGGUAUUUUCACGAUAUCUUUUGCGUUCGCGAUUGGGUUGACUUGCGCGUAUACAAGCGGGAAAGCAAUUCUCGAGGCUGCAAUUCUAACUGCCGUGGUUGUGGUUAGUCUCACCCUGUACACGUUCUGGGCGGCCAGAAGAGGCUAUGAUUUCAACUUCCUUGGUCCAUUUCUGUUUGGUGCUCUGAUUGUCCUCCUGUUCUUCGGUCUGAUUCAGGCCUUCUUCCCAUUGGGUCGGACUUCUAUGAUGAUCUAUGGGUGUGUGGCGUCCAUCAUUUUCUGUGGAUACAUCGUCUUUGACACCGAUAAUCUCAUAAAAAGGUACUCAUACGACGAGUACAUAUGGGCGUCUAUUGCCUUGUAUUUAGACAUCAUCAACCUUUUCCUCUCUCUACUACAAAUCUUUAGAGCAGCUGAAAAUUGAAGAGGGUUCACAUUGUUGUUAGGUGUCCACUGAGAUUUUUCCUUUGUGAAACAGGAUCAUUGUUAUUAAUAAAUGUUCGUACGCUCUCUCUCUCUCUCUCUCCCUCUUCUUCUCCCCUGUUAAUAACACCGUUGUGAAAAGCAUCAAACUGUAAUGUUUCUUUUACUGUUUACAGGUGAUAGGUUGAGUCUCAUGCCAAUUGUAACUAAAUAGAUUAUAUCCCGAAAUGCACAUACUUGUACUUGAAAGUCA
Messenger RNA from Momordica charantia (bitter melon), 1237 nucleotides. RefSeq names its product protein LIFEGUARD 4. Lineage: Eukaryota; Viridiplantae; Streptophyta; Magnoliopsida; Cucurbitales; Cucurbitaceae. The record is from RefSeq and is a predicted model, not a curated record. Gene Ontology annotation, cellular component: membrane.